Heterobilharzia americana is the source of this 8661-nucleotide messenger RNA. Lineage: Eukaryota; Metazoa; Platyhelminthes; Trematoda; Strigeidida; Schistosomatidae. The record is from the annotation of a GenBank genome assembly.
AUGGUGAAGUUUGACAGAUUAGUGCAUGAAACACAAGAAGCAGAAUACACUUUGUCUGUAACACCGAGUUCAACAGUUGACUAUGUGAAUCAUUUUGAAUUUUUAAAUCAAAUACAAGGCAGGAUUGAAGCGAUUGAGAAAGAGGCUGAAGUUAUCAAAGAACUCUAUGAAAUGAUUGAAGUAUUCAAUGUUCCAGUCCCACCAGAAAACUAUGCUGUCUAUCAGAGUCUUUUACCAUCAAUCGAUAGAGCUAAGAAUGCCAUUGACAAAGCACUCGCAGAUCGUGAUAAUCCAAUACUUUUGGAUGUGACAGCAGAAUCGCAAACUGUUCGCACUGAACUAUCUCGACUUAAAGUAACAAUGGAUGAAUUACAAAAUAGAGCUGUAACUUUCAAAACAUAUCAUCGAAAUUUCAAGGAUUUGUCUCAAGCCCUAUCAGGUACACCGAUUGAAGACCAGAUACUUGCACGAGCCGGUGUACGAGCUGCAUCAUUUAUAGUGGAACAACCACGUUUUGAGGAGUUGGAAACACUAGUUGGUGAAAUGAAAUUAAAGCAUUUAUUGUGGAAUUCCCUUGAGGAAUGGGAUGAAACAAUCAAGGAAUGGAUGAAGGCUGAUUUUUUUAAACUGAAUCCAGAAGAUUUAACAAAUGUUACAAUGAAAUAUGUGAAAUCGGUCAAUCUGCUGGAAAAAGGGUUACCACCUAACACUGUGGUACCAUUGUUGAAGGAAAAAGUGGAGGAUAUACGAGGAAAAUUAACAACUAUCAUGGACUUACGUAAUCCAACAUUAAAAUCACGUCAUUGGGAAAUGCUAGAAGAUUUAAUUGGCUUUCAAAUGUCUGACCUUGAAGAACCAUUAAGUUUAGGCUUUCUAAAUGAAUUGAAAGCCUUUCAAAAGCGGAGCAAAUACAAGAAAUAUCAGGUUGAAGAUGCUUGGAAGUCAACUGAAUUCAUUGUUUUACCAUAUAAAGAUAGCAAAGAUGUAUUCAUUGUUGGCGGGACAGAUGAAAUACAACAAUUAUGGGAUGAUUCAAAUAUCAAUAUAUCCACAAUUGCAUCAUCACGUCAUGUUGGUCCAAUUAAAAAUCGCGUUGAUGAAUGGCAAAGGUUAUUAGAUCUAUUCGGUAAAACUUUAGAUGAAUGGAUGCAGUGUCAAAGAAGUUGGUUAUACUUGGAAAGUAUAUUCUCUGCACCAGAUAUUCAACGUCAACUGCCUAGUGAAGCAAAAAGUUUUAUGGCUGUUGAUAAAUCCUACAAAGAUGUAAUGCGUAAAGUCCAAAAAGUUCCACUGGCUAUGCGUGCAGCUACACAACCAGGUCUAUUAGACACCUUCAGAAAUAAUAAUCAACUCUUAGAUCAAAUACAGAAAUGUCUUGAAGCCUAUUUAGAGUCGAAACGUUCAGUAUUCCCAAGAUUUUAUUUCUUAUCCAAUGAUGAAUUAUUGGAGAUAUUGGCACAAACACGUAAUCCAUUAGCUGUACAACCACAUUUAAGAAAGUGUUUUGACGCUAUUGUUAAGCUAGAAUUUGCUGUAGCCCCAGAAUCUACUGAUAAAGAUGAACCUGUUUAUACAAAUGAUAUAUUGGCUAUGCUGUCACCGGAAGGUGAACGAGUAUCCCUUGGCAAGGGUUUAAAGGCUAGAGGGAAUGUCGAAGACUGGUUGGGUAAGGUUGAAGAGGCGAUGUUUACAAAUCUUCGUAAACUGAUGAAAAUUGCUAUCAAUGACUUUGAGAGUCUGGAACGUGAAGCUUGGUUGAAAGCGCACGCUAAUCAAAUUGUUUUAACUGUAGAGCAAUUGAUGUGGUCACGUGAUAUCACGCUGAUUUUAGAAGAUCCUUUUCCAGAAGAUCGGAUUGACGGUUUAAAAGAAUACGAAGAGAAGUGUUACGCAGGAUUGAAUAAACUUGCAGCCUUAGUACGCAGUGAACUGCCGAAAUUGUUUCGUGCCCUUUUAUGCUCACUAAUAACAAUUGAUGUGCAUGCGCGUGAUAUGGUAACAGAAUUAGUCAACAGUAAAGUGGAUUCAUUGAGCAAUUUCGAUUGGCAACAUACAUGUGUUGUGAAAAUGGCGAAUGCAUGUUAUAUUUAUGGUUAUGAAUACUUGGGCGCUUCUCCACGUCUAGUGAUUACUCCAUUGACGGACAGAUGUUAUUUAUGCUUGAUGGGGGCGUUACAGUUGGAUUUAGGCGGUGCACCAGCCGGUCCAGCUGGUACUGGUAAAACAGAAACAACAAAAGAUUUAUCUAAAUCAGUUGCAAAACAAUGCGUUGUCUUCAAUUGUUCUGAUGGUCUCGACUACAAAAUGAUGGGACGCUUUUUCUCCGGUCUGGCACAAUCCGGUGCAUGGUUCUUGUCUGUCAUUGCUCAACAGCUGAUCACUAUUAGAAAUGCUAAAGCUGCACGUGUGACACGAUUUAUGUUUGAAGGUCGUGAGAUCAAAUUAGUACCAACCUGUGCUGCUUUCAUUACAAUGAAUCCAGGCUAUGCAGGGCGUACAGAAUUACCAGAUAAUCUGAAAUCUCUAUUUCGUCCAAUAUCAAUGAUGGUUCCAGAUUACCGUCUUAUUGCUGAAGUGAUCCUUUAUUCUGAAGGUUUCGAAUCCUCGAAAACGUUGGCCUUAAAGAUGACACAAAUGUACAAGUUGUGCAGUGAACAACUGUCUCAACAAGAUCAUUAUGAUUUUGGAAUGAGAGCAUUGAAAUCAGUGCUGGUUAUGGCAGGUUCAUUGAAACGUGAAAAUCCUGAUAAACCAGAGGAUGUUGUUCUUAUACGAGCUUUACGAGAUAGUAAUUUACCCAAGUUUCUCAAACAAGACGCUGUUUUAUUUACUGCAAUCUUACAAGAUUUGUUCCCAGGAGUCACAUUACCUGAACAUGAUUAUGGACGAUUUCUCUCUGAGAUCGAAACUGUUCUUCAAGAAAUGGGUCUACAAAUUGUUUCUGACCAAGUAUUGAAAGUGAUUCAGUUCUUCGAGACACUGCUUGUCCGUCAUGGAGUAAUGUUGGUCGGGCCUACUGGGGGUGGAAAGACAACUGUCUAUCGGGUUUUAGCUAAAGUGUUAGCCAAUUUACAUGCAGCUAACCUACCAGACGGUAGACCAGAAUAUCAACCUGUAAAAACAUACGUUUUAAAUCCAAAGUCUAUAACUAUGGGUGAACUAUACGGAGAGGUGAAUAAAUUAACACUUGAGUGGCAUGAUGGUCUGUUGGCUUCCAUUGUCAGACAGACGUGUAUGGAUUCUACACAAGAUCAUCAGUGGGUUAUAUGCGAUGGUCCUGUGGAUGCUUUGUGGAUUGAAAAUAUGAAUACUGUACUAGAUGAUAAUAAAAUGUUGUGUUUAGCCAAUUCGGAGAGGAUCAAACUCACUAAUUAUGUUCACAUGUUGUUUGAAGUACAGGACUUGGCUGUUGCCUCACCAGCAACUGUGAGUCGUUGUGGUAUGGUCUAUGUGGAUCCUGAAGAUUUAGGCUGGUUACCUUAUGCAAAAACGUGGAUGAAAUCAAUUGAAGACAAACUAGUACCUCAUGUCGUCCAGUAUAUUAUGGAUCUUUUUGAGAAAUAUGUUGAUCCAUUCCUGCACUUUGUAAUAACAAAGUGUUCGGCAAUUAUUCCACAAGUUCCAAUCGCUCGAGUUCAGACCACCUGUAAAUUGUUAGAAGUGUUAUUAACUCAUCCAGGCUGUCCACCAAUGAAUCGUGAUAAGACCAAGUUGAAUCCAAUUUUGGCGAUGUCAUUCGUUUUCGCAUUAUUAUGGGGAUUAGCUGGCAAUGUGAUUGAUGCAAACUGGGAUGCAUGUGAUGCAUUUAUACGUAAUCUAUUUGAUGACUUGGGAGAUGCUCGAUUGCCCCAACAUGCUGAUCUAUGGUCCUGUUAUGUUGAUAUGGACACACGUCGUAUGGACAGUUGGGAUAAAAUGCUUGGUACAUUUAUCUAUGAUAAGAAAAUACCAUUUUUUGAUAUGAUUGUGCCAACUGUCGAUACAGUCAGAUAUGGUUAUAUGCUAGAAAAAUUGUUAGCUGCAAACCAAAGUGUCCUGUUCACCGGAUUAACAGGAGUUGGGAAAUCGGUUGUCGUCCGGGGAACAUUGAACAAUAUAGCUCAGUCAAAAAAUUAUGUGCCAGCUUAUUUGAACUUUUCCGCCCAGACAAGCAGUAAUCGUACACAAGAAAUGAUUGAAAGUAAAUUAGAGAAAAAGAAGAAGAAUGUUCGCGGUGGACCGAAAGGCAAACAUAUGAUUCUAUUUGUCGAUGAUUUAAAUAUGCCAAAACAAGAUACUUAUGGAAGCCAACCACCGAUUGAAUUGUUACGUCAAUAUCAAGAUUUUCAUGGUUUCUAUGAUAGAGAUAAGUUGGACUGGAUAAAGAUUAAGGAUGUGACAUUGUGCGCAGCAUGCGGUCCACCUGGUGGUGGAAGGAAUCCUGUUAGUCCAAGACUGAUUAGACAUUUCUCGCUGUUCGCUAUACCUCCCCCAUCUGAGACAAGCUUGAAGCAAAUAUUCUCAGCAAUUAUCAAUGGUUAUCUACUUGAAUUCUCACAAGGGGUUCGUAAUACUGGUGAGUCGAUUGUAAAUGCUGCGGUGGAAAUUUACUCUAGAAUGGCUAAAGAAUUACUGCCUACACCAGCUAAAUCUCAUUAUGUGUUCAACUUGAGAGAUUUAUCAAAAUGUAUUCAAGGCGUCUUACAAGGCGAUUCAAAUACUGUACGAGAUAAACAAACCAUAAGUCGAUUGUUUUAUCAUGAAGCUCAGCGUGUAUUUCACGAUCGUUUGAUCAAUCAAGAAGACAAGCAGUUUUUCAAUCAAAUACUUUCAGACAUGGCAUCAAAAUACUUCGGUGAAUCAAUAGGACCUGAAACAUUCACAAAGAGUCCAAUACUCUUUGGAGACUUCUUGAAGCCUGGCACUCCACGUGCAGAACGACUUUAUGAAGAGUUUUGUGACAUAGAAAAGCUUAAAUCGUUGUUAAUGGAUUAUUUGGAUGAUUAUAAUUUGGUCAUGUCAAAAGAUGUGAAGCUUGUCUUCUUUGUUGACGCCAUUGAACAUGUGUGUCGUAUUGCUCGAAUGAUUCGACAGGAUAGAGGCAAUGCAUUGUUAGUCGGUGUUGGGGGUACUGGGAAGCAAUCAUUGACAAGAUUGGCGGCGCAUAUUAACGAGUAUAAAUGCUUUCAGAUUGAAUUAAAUCGUGGUUAUGACUACUCAUCAUUCCAUGAUGACUUGAAAAGUUUAUAUUUUUCUGCUGGAGUAGAGAAUAAACCGACGGUAUUCUUAUUUACUGACAAUCAAAUAGUUGUCGAGGAAUUUCUGGAAGAUAUUAACAAUAUCUUGAAUUCUGGUGAAGUACCAAAUUUAUUUGAAAACGAUGAAUACGAACGUCUAAUUAUCGGCUGUCGACCAGCUGCUAAAGAUGCUGGCAUUGCUGAGGGGAAUCGGGAUGGCAUCUUUGAUUUCUGUAUCAAUCGUGUACGGAAUAAUCUACACAUUGUCUUGUGUAUGUCACCAGUUGGCUCAAAUUUCCGUGUACGAUGUAGAAUGUUUCCAUCAUUGGUGAAUUGUUGUACAAUUGAUUGGUUUAUUGAAUGGCCUGAAGAAGCAUUGUACAGUGUGGCAAAGUUUACAUUUGCACAAGCUGAUUUUAGUUCAAAUGAAAUGAAAGCAGCUGUAUCAAAAUUAUCUACUGAUAUCCAUCUGAGUGUCUCACAAACUGCGGAACGUUUCUAUGCUGAAUUGAAACGACGCUACUAUACAACGCCUACCAGUUAUUUGGAACUGCUUGGAUUGUAUAUGACUAUGCUGAACAAACAGAUCAAAGAACUCUCAGAUGGAAGAGACAAAUUUCGGAAUGGUUUGAAUAAAAUUUUGGAAACCAAUGAUUUAAUUGCCAAAAUGGAAGUUGAACUGACUGCAAUGCGUCCAACACUUGAAGUUAAACAACGUGAUACAGAGAAAUUGAUGAUUAAAUUGAGUGAAGAUCAAGAACAGGCUGAUAUUGUUCGUAAUCGAGUGAAAGAAGAUGAAGCUUUAGCUAAACGAAAAGCUGAAGAAAAUCAAAUCAUUGCCGAUGACGCUCAGCGUGACUUGGAUGAGGCUAUUCCAGCACUUGAAGCAGCUAACAAAGCACUUGAUUCGCUGGAUAAAAAUGAUAUAUCUGAAAUACGUGUAUUCACAAAGCCUCCUCAACUAGUUCAAACUGUUAUGGAAGCUGUCUGUGUAAUGUUUGGACAAAAGACUGUGGAGCCAAAAAGGAAACGUCUAGAAGAGGCUAAUGUGGAUUUAGAUAUUGUUAUGCGUAAACUUCAAGAGAAACAAGCUGAACUGGCAACCGUUGAAAGAAAGAUUGCUUCACUGCAAGCAGAAUAUGACCAGUCAGUUGCAGAGAAAAAGAAACUUGAACACCGGCUGGCACUGACAUCAGCUCGUUUAAAACGUGCUGGCAAGUUGACAACUGCUCUAGCCGAUGAACAGGAUCGAUGGAAAUUAUCCAUUGAGAAAUAUGAAGCCCAACUUAGCAAUGUUAUUGGUGAUGUAUUUGUAGCAGCGGCCUGUGUUGCCUACUAUGGAGCAUUUACAGCAGAAUACCGUGAACACUUGGUCAGCCGAUGGGUUCAACGAUGUCGUGAACUAAGCAUACCAGUAAGUGAAGAUCCAACCCUAUUCAGUGUUCUUGGUGAUGCAUUCGAAGUGAGACAGUGGAAUACACAAGGUCUGCCACGUGAUCAAGUCAGUACAGACAAUGCUAUCCUAGUGACACGUUCAAGACGCUGGCCGUUAAUGAUCGAUCCACAAGAACAAGCCAACCGUUGGAUACGUGCUAUGGAGUCGGAGAACAAUUUGAAAGUAAUAAAGUUAACCGAUUCAAAUCUGUUGAGAAUACUAGAGAACUGUAUGCGUAUUGGUUUCCCAGUCCUCCUGGAAGAUGUUGGUGAGACGCUAGACCCCGCUUUGGAGCCAAUUUUACUAAAACAAGUUUUUAUGUCUGGCGGCAGAUUACUUAUUCGAUUAGGUGACUCGGAUAUUGAGUAUGAUAAAAAUUUCCGAUUCUACAUCACCAGUAAAUUAGCUAACCCACAUUAUCUACCCGAAGUAUCAAUUAAAGUGACAAUUAUCAAUUUUACAGUAACACCGGCUGGCCUAGAAGAUCAGCUGCUUGGUGAUGUGACAGGUAUUGAACGACCGGAAUUAGAAGAACAACGUGGUCAGUUGAUUGUACGUAUCAAUACUGACAAAAACCAGCUGAAAGAUACAGAAGACCGUAUACUGAAAUUGCUGUUUGAGUCUGAGGGGAAUAUUUUAGACAAUGAAGAUUUGAUCAAUACACUGAAUGAAUCUAAGGCAAAAUCGAGUGAAGUGUCUAAACGUCUAGCAGAGGCUACCACAACUGAACAGAAAAUUACAAAUGCACGCUCUAAAUAUCUACCGGUUGCAUCACGUGGGUCUGUAAUGUACUUUGUAAUUACCACUAUGGCAGAAAUUGAUCCUAUGUAUCAAUUUUCACUGAAAUACUUUAAGAAUCUAUUUAAUUCAACUAUUCAAAACAGCUCACAAGCAUCUAGUCUAGAGGAACGUAUACAAGUUCUUCUUGACACAACAACUAAAGCCACCUACAAUAAUGUUGCACGCGGGUUGUUUGAACGUGAUAAACUAGUCUUCUCUUUUAUGCUGUGUGUUCAAAUUUUACGACAAAUGAAUCAAAUCACAUCACAAGAAUGGACCUAUUUCCUGCUAGGCACACCUGAGGAUACUACUGAAUAUAAAAGACCUGAACAACCAACGGAUACACAGGAUUGGUUGAAUACAAGACAAUGGAGACGUAUUAUUGACUUGGUGCAUCAUUUCCCUAACCAAUUUGCAUCAUUACCUGAUGAUAUCAGAAAGUGCUCAAUACUGGUCAACUUUUCUAAUCCAUCGAUAGUUGAACAACAGAAUAUUAGUGAUUCUCAUAAGAGUAACAAUAAUGAAACGCAAACUGAUCUCGAAGAAUUAGGCAUAUAUAUGUUAACACCUCACCUUCAUGCCCAAAAAAAACCGCAAGCUGAUCAUUACAAUGAUAAGUUGACAGCCUUUCAAAAAUUAUUACUUAUAUCAACUAUAAAUGGAUCGUUCGACACCACUUGUAUUAUUUUGUCCACUGGUUCUGAUCCAAUGAGUCAGUUUCAGAAAUUUGCGAAAGAAUAUGGUUAUUCAGAGCGUGUACAUGCUGUUUCUCUAGGUCAAGGUCAAGGGCCAACAGCGGAAAAGUUGAUUGAAGAAGCCAGCAAAACAGGAGAUUGGGUAUUUUUACAGAACUGUCAUCUAGCUGCAUCAUGGAUGAUCCGUUUGGAGGAGAUAGUUAAGCAACGUGCCGAAACUCCUAGAUCUACUCAUUUAGACUUUCGAUUAUAUUUAAGUUCAAUGCCAGCCAAGUCGUUUCCAAUCUCCGUACUACAGAAUUCUGUGAAGGUGACAAAUGAACCACCGAAAGGAUUAAGAGCAAACUUAGCUCGAGCGAUUAAUGACAUCUCAGCUGAAUCAUUUGAAACACAUGUUUUGGGUGGGGAUUGGCGAAAAUUAGUCUUUGGCAUAUGUUUCUUUCAUUCAAUGUAUUGGAGAGAAAGAAAUUCGGUCCACUCGGUUGGAAUAUCAGCUAUGAUUUCAAUGAUUCAGACCGAGAAUGCGCCAUAUUAA